AUGGACGCUUUACAUAGUAAACCUCCGUCUAAGAGGCCGCUGGUCAUCACGGCCGUCGCGGCUUUCGUGACAUUCCUCUUGUUUUGGAAUGUAUUCCUGAAGCCUGAAGAACUUCCCCUUGUGACCAAGGCUGUGGUCACUGUAUCCGGUGACUCGCAAGUAACGGGCAUGAUCACCUUCACCCAAUCAACCAAAUCCGGUGCCGUUACCAUCAAGGGCGAGCUAAAGGGCUUAGAUCCCCUCGCCAAGCGUGGCUUCCACAUUCACCACUCCGGUGACGUAUCCUCUUGCGCCGCCGCAGGCUCGCAUUUCAACCCGUUUUCCACCACACACGGGGCCCCUACCGAUCCGUCUAGCAAGCGGCACGUAGGGGACCUGGGCAACAUCGAGAGCGACCGGAACGGCGUUGCCGUGUUCGAAUUCCAAGACAAAUUAAUUUCCCUCAAUGGUCCCUUGAGCAUCGUCGGGCGUGCGGUGGUUGUGCACGCUGGUACAGACGACCUUGGCCGGGGUGGUAAUGACGAUUCUCUCAAGACAGGUAAUGCCGGUGGUCGCUCUGCCUGUGGUGUCAUCGGUAUAGCCUAGUAAGCGCGCUUGAGAAAUGGCGGAAGCAUAUGUAAAGUGAUUACUACAUAGUGUAAGUAGUCCCGAAAUUCGGUCCUCGGAAUGAAGUUAGCCUCGUAUUUCUUUUCAAAAAAUGUUUGCUUCAGAUCAAACGC
Messenger RNA from Gloeophyllum trabeum ATCC 11539, 719 nucleotides. RefSeq lists its product as uncharacterized. Bases 1 to 585 code for a protein of 194 amino acids. The record is from RefSeq and is a predicted model, not a curated record. Lineage: Eukaryota; Fungi; Basidiomycota; Agaricomycetes; Gloeophyllales; Gloeophyllaceae. Gene Ontology annotation, molecular function: copper ion binding; superoxide dismutase activity. The transcript has 5 exons. Gene Ontology annotation, biological process: removal of superoxide radicals.